AUGGUUCCUCUAUCACCUUCCUCUUCUUCUUCGUCGCCCAACCCUAGAUUGAUCCCUCCUCGUCAAAAGGGUAUCUCUGCAUCUGCUUUGCCAUACAAACGUUCACCCCCGACUUGGCUCAAGACCACCACUCUUGAUGUUGAUGAGUCAAUAUGCAAGUUUGCAAAGAAAGGUUUGACACCAUCUCAGAUUGGUGUGAUUCUUCGUGAGUCUCACGGUAUCCCUCAGGUGAAGAGUGUUACCGAAAACAAGAUCUUGCGAAUUCUGAAAGCACACGGUCUUGCUCCUGAGAUUCCUGAGGAUCUAUACCACUUGAUCAAGAAAGCAGUUGCUAUCCGCAAGCACUUGGAGAGGAACAGGAAAGAUAAAGAUUCCAAGUUUAGGUUGAUUCUUGUGGAGAGCAGGAUUCACCGUCUUGCUCGUUAUUACAAGAAGACCAAGAAGCUUCCUCCUGUCUGGAAGUACGAGUCUACUACUGCCUCUACUCUUGUGGCUUAGAGAGAGAGAGAGAGAGUGAAGUACAAUGGACUUACUAAACAUUGAAAAAUAUUAUUUCACUUCUAAACAUAUACAUUUCACAUUAUAAAUCUUUUUUUCCUUAAAGAUUCCUAAAUGGAGUACACCAUUGGACUGACUUUUUGAGU
Molecule: messenger RNA, 644 nt
Organism: Raphanus sativus (radish)
Lineage: Eukaryota; Viridiplantae; Streptophyta; Magnoliopsida; Brassicales; Brassicaceae
Product: 40S ribosomal protein S13-2-like
Exons: 5
Coding region: 1-498 (165 amino acids)
Biological process (GO): translation
Cellular component (GO): nucleolus; cytosolic small ribosomal subunit; ribosome
Molecular function (GO): structural constituent of ribosome; small ribosomal subunit rRNA binding
Source: RefSeq, a predicted model, not a curated record